AUGGAGAAGGACAUUGAAACAAAGGGACAGGGGGAUGUCCCCCAGGAUGUCAACUUCCGAGCCAUCGCCGAAGGAACUUCUGAUCUCGUCUACCAACAUGAUCAACUUGAACGUGGACUCAAGAGUCGACAUAUUCAGUUCCUCGCUCUUGGUGGAGCUAUCGGAACUGGUCUUUUUGUUGGUUCUGGUGUAACCCUUUCCAUCGUCGGACCCCUGCCUCUCUUCUUUGGCUACAUCGUCAUGAUGCUCAUUGUAUGGAACAUCAUGAACAACCUAGCAGAGAUGGCCACCCUCCUACCCGUCAAAGGUGUCACGGUCCCGUACUUUAUCGAUCGCUUCGUCUGCCCGAGCUUGGGCUUCGCUGCUGGUUGGAACUACUGGAUGGCUUAUGCGUUGCUCAUCGGCGCCGAGGCCUCAGCUGUGGCCAUCCUCUUUGACUAUUGGAAUACGAACGUCCAUUCUGCUGUCUGGCUGACCAUCUACCUUGUCGUCAUUCUCGGCCUCAACAUUAUUGCCGUUUCCUUCUUUGGAGAAACCGAGUUUUGGUUUGCCAGUAUCAAGCUCAUCACCAUUGUCGGUCUGAUUCUUACUGGUCUGGUCAUUAUGCUUGGCGGAGCCCCCAACGGUGACCGGAUUGGCUUUAGAUACUGGAACAACCCUGGUGCUGUCAAGACGUACUUGGUCCACAGCAACAAGAACACGGGUCGCUUCCUGGCUUUCUGGACGGGCAUCAUCCGAGCCGGUUUCGCCUACAUCACCUCACCCGAACUGAUCGCCGUGGCCGCAGGUGAAACCAUUGCACCUCGUCGAAACAUUCCCAAGGCAGCAGGCCGCUUCGUCUAUCGUCUUGCAAUCUUCUACGGCCUGGGAUCGCUGAUGAUCGGCAUCAUCACCCCGUCCAACGAUCCCAACCUUCUCAACCCAGAGUCCAACGCAAACUCAUCCCCCUGGGUCAUCGGAAUCCAAAACGCCGGCAUUGGAGUUUUGAACCACAUCAUUAACGCUGCCAUCUUGACCUCGGCCUGGUCUGCUGGAAAUGCCCUGCUAUACGCAGGAAGUCGUGUUCUGUACAGUCUCGCGGUCAACGGCCAAGCCCCUCGUUUCCUCAGGCACACCAACAGAAGGGGUGUUCCUUGGGUUGCCAUCCUGUGCACCUGGUCCAUCGGUAUUCUAAGCUUCUUGAAUGUCAACAACAGCGGUGCCAAGGUGUUUACUUGGUUCAUGAACCUUACAACCAUCAGCGGCUUCAUUGCUUGGAUUCUCAUCAUGAUCACAUUUAUCCGUUUCCGCAAGGCGCUAGAGGUCCAAGGCCUUAUGCACACGCUGCCUUACAAGACAAACCUGCAGCCAUAUGCAACAUAUUUCAUGUUGGUCCUACUCAUCCUUCUCACCCUUACCAACGGAUUCCAAGUCUUCUUCCCUGGCAACUUUAACGCAUCUGACUUCCUUGCUGCAUACAUCACUCUGCCCAUCUUCCUUGCUCUGUACAUUGGUCACAAGAUAUAUAGCAGGUCUUGGCGGUUUGCCUAUCCGGUGGAGGAGGUGGAUGUCGUCACCGGCGUCAAGGAGAUGGAAGAACUGGCAGCCUUGGAUGAACGCCCAGUGCCCAAGAAUCUCUGGCAAAAGAUUUGGUUCUGGAUUGCUUAA
This is a messenger RNA of Fusarium keratoplasticum, 1647 nucleotides long. RefSeq names its product AA-permease domain-containing protein. NCBI's taxonomy places the organism in Eukaryota, Fungi, Ascomycota, Sordariomycetes, Hypocreales, Nectriaceae. The coding region runs from base 1 to 1647 and encodes 548 amino acids. Gene Ontology annotation, molecular function: amino acid transmembrane transporter activity. The record is from RefSeq and is a predicted model, not a curated record. Gene Ontology annotation, cellular component: membrane. Gene Ontology annotation, biological process: amino acid transmembrane transport. The transcript is spliced from 2 exons.